ACAAUGUCAGUGCAAUGGGGAGUAGUCCUAAUGAGCUUUCUUCUAUUUAGUACCGCCCAGGCUGGAAUAUAUUGUGGACCAAACAAGAUAUAUGCGUGCGUGCCUACGCAAUUUUGUAGCGAUGGUCGCAGCUUGCCAAGAAAUCCCGCUGCCCAAUUCAACUGGCAUUGCCACCGGCUUGAGUCUUGUUGUGACCAAAAUAGGGUAAUUUAUGGAAUGCGAUACAAUGCAGGAGAGUUUGAGGCCAGUCCAUAUGAACAAAUCAACGAGCCAUCCAGCAAUGCAGGUGUAAAAAAUACUGCCACAAACAGUCAGCCAACUGGUAACGCGGGUGGCAAUACCUUGGUGCCAAAAAAACAGGGUGGAUUCUCUAUGACGAACAAUCAAAAUUCGAAUAUUGGGGCAGGUCAAACUUCCACAAUAAAUAGUCAAAGUCAUUCGAUAGAUAGUAAGCCAUUCAAUCCGGCACCCAGCGGUUCGGACAGAAAGUCUUAUACACGCUAUACAAAUAAACAUGCUCAUAAUAUCCUUAACAAUAGUUCGGGAAAAACCAACUUAGGAAACCGAUAUGCGGAUAAUACUAAAAAAAAUCUUCAACAGCAUAUUAAUUAUCAAAUUCAUGCUCAUAAUAAUCUUAACAAUAAUUCGUCGGAGAAUCCCGAGCCGGUGGAUACGCCAUGGAAUUUUUGGGGAACGAUGCUUUACGGCAACCGGAAUGGCUAA
Molecule: messenger RNA, 723 nt
Organism: Drosophila erecta
Lineage: Eukaryota; Metazoa; Arthropoda; Insecta; Diptera; Drosophilidae
Product: probable serine/threonine-protein kinase clkA
Exons: 3
Coding region: 4-723 (239 amino acids)
Source: RefSeq, a predicted model, not a curated record